This is a messenger RNA of Notolabrus celidotus (New Zealand spotty), 5727 nucleotides long. RefSeq names its product prenylcysteine oxidase-like. NCBI's taxonomy places the organism in Eukaryota, Metazoa, Chordata, Actinopteri, Labriformes, Labridae. The transcript has 7 exons. Gene Ontology annotation, biological process: prenylated protein catabolic process; prenylcysteine catabolic process. Gene Ontology annotation, molecular function: prenylcysteine oxidase activity. The record is from RefSeq and is a predicted model, not a curated record. Bases 259 to 1767 code for a protein of 502 amino acids.
UUGCCGGACGUAGAGCGUCCAUUGGUGAACUGAGCGACUGAAGCGCAGAAUCCUGAGCACUGAGCCAUCUUUGAGCAGUCUCAGUCUCCUGUCCCUGUUCUAAUGCAUCAUAUGACUGAAGUGAACUCAGAGUUUUAUUAACAGACUGUUUGAUAAGGUUUAAUGAAGGACGUGAACAGGACCCUCCUGAAACCUGAUGUGUUAGGUUAACCCUCACCUGCAUCCUCCUCCCCAGGCUGUCUCUGCUCCGGUGCAGCUAUGGGCGGCUCUCUGCUCCUCCACCUGCUCCUCAUCGUGCUCUCAGCACGGGCUGCUGAGGGAGACCAGACCGGACCAGGUCCUGUCGAUGGAGCUCCUCCUUCUAAAAUAGCCAUUGUUGGAGCAGGAAUCGGAGGCAGCUCCACGGCCCAUUUCCUGCGGCAGCACUUCGGCCCUGAGGUCCAAGUGGACGUGUUCGAGAAGGGAGAGGUCGGAGGACGUCUCGCCACUGUAACCGUCAACCACCUUGACUACGAGUCCGGGGGCUCCAUCAUUCACUCCCUGAACCUCCACAUGCAGGAGUUUGUCAAACAGCUAGGUUUAAAGUACCGUCGCAACAUGGCGGGAAAGACGGCGGUGUUUAACGGCGAGGAGGUGAUUCUGGAGGAGACGGACUGGUACCUGCUGGACCUGUUCCGGUUGUGGUGGCGCUACGGCAUCAGCUUCAUCCGCCUGCAGAUGUGGGUGGAGGAAAUUAUGGAGAAAUUCAUGAGGAUCUAUAAGUACCAGGCUCACGGCUACGCAUUCAGCUCGGUGGAGAAAAUCCUGGACUCCCUCGGGGGGAGUGGCUUCAUCAACAUGACCCGGAGGCCGCUCUCUGAUUCGCUGCUGGAGCUCGGCGUGUCACAGCGCUUCAUCGACGAGGUCAUUGCGCCCGUCAUGAGGGUCAACUACGGACAGAACGUCAGCAUCCCGGCCUUUGUAGGAGCUGUGUCUUUAGCUGGUGCCCAGAACAACCUGUGGGCGGUGGAAGGAGGCAACAAGCUGGUUUGCUCAGGACUGCUGAAGAUGGCCAACGCUAACCUGCUUCAGGCGCAAGUCAACUCCAUCUCCCCGCUGUACUCAGGCGAGACGCCUCAGUACGAGCUGAACUACACCACAGUAGCAGGGACAGAGUCCGAGCUGUAUGACAUUGUGGUGCUGGCGACGCCGCUUCAGGCCAGCGUCAGGGCCGGAGUCCUGUUUCAAGGUUUCAACCCCCCCUUCGACGAGCUCCCCGGGAAUUACCACAGCACUGUAGCAACCAUCGUGCACGGUUAUCUCAACACCUCCUUCUUUGGUUUCCCGGACCCCCGUCUGUUCCCCUACGCCAGCGUUUUGACGACAGAGGCGCCGGAUCUGUUUUUCAACAGCGUGGCGAGCGUUUGUCCCGUCAACAUCUCCUCGGGCUUCAGGCGUAAACAGCCACAAGAGGCCGGAGUUUACAAAGUGUUCUCACCUCAACCUCUGGAGAAGAGUCAGCUCAAAGCUCUGUUCAGGUCGUACUACUCGGUUCAGGUGACGGAGUGGCAGGCCUACCCGUGUUACGGCAGCAGCCAGGGUCUGCCGCCUGUGGAGCUCCACCCAAACCUCUACUACCUCAACGGCAUCGAGUUGGCCGGCAGCGCCAUGGAGAUGAGCUCGGUGGCGGCGAAGAACAUCGCUCUGCUCGCCUAUCAUCGCUGGAACAGACAGACGGACAUGGUGGACCAGAAAGACCUGAUGCACAGGAUCAAAACUGAACUAUGACCUGGUCAAGAGAGUCAAAGAAUCAGGGUAAAUGUAGCUCUUAGCAUCACAACGCUGAUGUGCGCACAUCAUUGAGUCAUUUCCUGCUGCACGAAAUGUUUCAAUAGGAUGCUACAUUUUUAGAGCUUCACUCAUCCGAUGAUUAUUUAUCAGCACAAAAAAAAAAAAGACCGGAUGAGGAAAAAAGUUAAAUCAAAGAAGUUUAGAACUUAUUCAAACCCAGAGUGAAAGGCAUCAGAUUUGAUUCCACUCAUUGCUUCUUCAUACGCCAGUGAUUCUACAGAUAUAUGAAGCAUUUUGCAGUAAAGGUCAGGGAUUGACGCGAUCAGGUCAGCUGCAGGCGGCUUUCUUUGCCAAGACAGAAGGAAACCACAUCACCGUGGAGAACAGCAGCUUCACUGAGUCCUGUGUGGUGUGAGUGAAGUGAGAACCAGUCAGAAAGUCACUGCUGGUGCUCUGUGUAAAUAAAGUUAAAGCACGUCAUUGGAGCAUGAAUGAAUAACAGUCACUGAUUCAUCUUAAACCUGCUCAUGCUUUUUACCAUCUAAAGACUGAUAACUGUUGGAACUGCAGCACUGAGCUCUCUUUACUUAAUUUAUAGAAUAAUUCUCCAGUGACUCGCUGUCAUAGCCACUGGUGCUGCGCUCUGUUGCCCCUUUCAUCAGACUGUUUCAUUAUCUCCCCUUCCUGCUGCUUUUGUUGCGUAAUCCAGCGGAAAGGUUUUUUUUUUUUUUCUGGGGAAUGCAGCCAACAAGCUUUCACACUGGACCAAAUACAAGCAGAGGACAGAUCUAUGGAGCUGCUGCUGCUGCUGCUGGUGGUGAUACUUCCCUCCCCUCCCCUUCCCUCUAUGAAGCAUUAAAAACAUCCAGAAUUUGAUCUGCAGGCAUCUUAAAAAAGAACAUGAAGAUAGAGCUGAAUAUUUACAUCCAGAUGUGGAAAGUCCCCCCAAAAAAUGCGGCGUGAUGACAAAUGUACAAUCCAUUGACUGUGGAUUAUCUCAUUAGACUUUAAUAUUUUCCUUGUUGUGUCACUUUUAUCACCAAAAACAUCUAAUUUGAGCUCGAGGAGUUUGAACUGUAAUGUGGCUUCAGAUGAUGAAUGAUAAUAUUCAGAUUCAAGGUUCUCACUUGGUCAGAUAUUUGUAGCAAAGCUAGCUUUAGACAUUAAGGACACAAAACCAUAGACUGUAUAAUAAAUGGAUGUAGUAUCCGUGACGUCACCUAUCUUUUUCUGAAGCGCUGUUUUAAAGCCAAUCAUCGGCUGGUGCCAUAUUGGAAAUACUGAACCAAACUUCGUCCUAGCUAGUGUGAGGUAAAGAGGCGGGUCUUUAGCCUCUUUGCUAACAGCUACAGGGUGCCCGCCUGUCAAUCAAGUCAGCCAUGCCCUUAUUUUGGCAAAACUCUGAAGUUUAAUAUCUUUGAAAAUACCAAGUCAUAAAAAAAAUCAUUGUUUUUCACAAGAGUAAUUAGCUAUUCAGACUUAAAUCAUUUUAUAAACCAGGCUGAAAACAUGUUUAUUUUAAAGAUAAGCUCUUUGAAUUGGUGUGUAUGUGGUUUCCUGUGUUUCUGCAGCCAGCCUCUAGUGGACGCUCCAUGAACUGCAGUUUUUAGCACUUCCACAUGGGCUUCAUAUUUUGAGACCGCUUGCACAAAACAAUCCAAAUUCAUUUCUUUGACAAUUUCCAGCUGCAUUCCAAAGCCUUCAUCAUCAGAUUGAGACGGCUGAGUUCACAUAUAUUGACCUCCAGCACAUUUUUUGACUUCUGUCUGUGUUGGCGAAGAAGUUAAGGAGGAUAACUUGAGAGUGAUGAGGUUUCAAAUUCCUUUAAAGACUCGUAAGUGCUCCUUGAGUUAUGAUAGUUUUCAAGUACAAUGAUUUCCUCCUGUGUAUUUUUGAAGCCAAUGUUAAUAAAAAAAAAAAGUCCUUAAAGCGGGAAGUCUGUCACAGCCGAGCCAACUCCAGUUAUGAGUUCUGGAGAAAUAAAACAGUGAGGGAUGUUGAGUCAUGAUUAUGAAGCCAAGCCUUUGUUUUCAAGGUGGAAAUCAUCUGCAGUGUUUGAGCGUGUAGAUUAUUCAAACAGCAGGGCAGAGUAUUUGAAGAAAUGAAGCUGCAUUAGAAUAAACAGACUUCUAGAGGAAAUACUUUGAUCCUUGUGUAAAAAUACUCACAUAUAUAUGCAUGUAUGUAUGGGAUGCCAUUGGCCAAGCUGUCUAAGCACGCCCCAUACACAGAGGCUAUAGUCCUCGUUGCAGCAGUCACAGGCUCGACUCCCUGCCUCGACCAUUUGCUGCAUGUCUUCCCCCCGCUCUCUACUCCCCACAUCUCCUGCCUCUCUCCAGCUUUCUUAUUCAAUAAAGGCAAAAAUGCACAAAAAGAUAGCUUUAAGGAAGAAAAUAAAUUCUCCUAUAUUGCUAAAAGUCAUGAGUAAGAGCACAUACAGGUUUUUUAUUAACAAUGGUCACAUAGUGUAUCAAAGUAAAGAGACUUCUGCAAUAAAAUCACCGCCAUGAUUCGUAUUAUUAGAAGUUAAAUGAAGAGUUUUUAUUAUUCAUGCAGCAUCGUGCAGAGAUAGAAGAAUCUGUUUGAUUUUUGAAACUUCAUUCUCAUGUUUAAUUUAUUUUAAAUGACUGAAACCAACUUAAGAAAGAAAAUGUCAUAAUUUGAACUUCUAACUCAAAGGCAGAAGAGCUUCUGAGCCAUUCAGACUUCAGGCAACUGGAUUCAUUGUUUACUUUUUGAGGAACUUUUUGAGACUCUUGUUUUAUUUAUGUGUAACCUUUCAAUAAAAAUGAAGUAUUGUUGUUAGAUGAAUGCAACCAAAGCCCUAAAACAACAUGAUUAAAUACAUUUUAUUCUCUCUUGUUUUCUCGAGAUAAUGAGGAAAAUAAGUUGAGAUCUUGAGAAAACUGAAAUGUAUUUAAUCAUGUUCUUUAAGGGCUUCCGUACUAAACAUAGAAGAAGCACAUUUAUACAUAUGGUAACGAUUGUACAAUAAAUAAAUGGACGUAGUAUCGGUGACGUCACCCAUCUGUUUCUGAAGUUCUGUUUUGAAGCCGAUCGUCGGCGGGAGCCAUAUUGGAAAUGCUGAACUCAACCAAACGUCUGUUGAGUUAGUGUGAAGUAAAGAGGCGGGCUUUGAGCCUCCUAGCCAACAGCUACAGUGUUCCCGCCUGUCAAUCAACUCAGCUGUGCCUCAUAAUGGAAAACUUGUAAUCUUAAUAUCUUCUAAACUGCUGCAUUAUGAAAAAUAUUGGAACCUGUACAGUGUGUACCGAUAGAGAAAUGAGCUAUUUAGACUAAACUAAUAUUUUGUACCAGGUUGUAAACAUGUUUAUUUCUGCUGUAAAGAUCGUCUUCUUUUGAAUGGGUGUGUAUGUGGUUUCUGGUACUUCUGGAGCCAGCCUCUAGUGGACGCUCUAGGAACUGCAGUUUUAAACACUUGGCUUUAAUUCUCAUGGCUGAAGGUUGCCUCUUGAUGGUAACGAAGUGACUUCAGGUAAUACGAAAGGCCUGUCAUCAGUUUCUUUAAAUGUUUUGUUUUUUUUCACAAACAUUGUUUAAAAAUGUUGCCUCAGUAAAAAAUAAAAAUACAUUUUGUUACGAGACAUUUAUCUUAAAAGUUUAACGAUCAAAAACACCAAAGACAAGCUUCCGUAGAAUGCAGAUGAAGUGAGAAUAUUUCCCUCCUGACAUGAAGGGAUAAACUUUAUUCACUUUCUGAUCACUGCUGUUUGUUUCCUCUGAAGAAAGUCUGAGCUGAUGCAUUCCACUGAUAUAAAUAGGACAAAUGUGACUGUUCAUGUUCCUCCAGUGUAACUGUACAAAGGUUCAUUUCUGUCCAGUGCAUGUGUCAACUUAUUUCAUCUGCCUCUUAGAAUAAUUCAUCUGACAGAAUGUAUAAAUAAUCUGACUGUACUGUUCAUACAAUAAAAGCAUUGGACUGUUUGAAUUUUCAUA